Molecule: messenger RNA, 1574 nt
Organism: Pollicipes pollicipes
Lineage: Eukaryota; Metazoa; Arthropoda; Thecostraca; Pollicipedomorpha; Pollicipedidae
Product: aspartic proteinase A3
Exons: 4
Coding region: 130-1209 (359 amino acids)
Biological process (GO): proteolysis
Molecular function (GO): aspartic-type endopeptidase activity
Source: RefSeq, a predicted model, not a curated record
CGGCGGCGGCGGAACGCGAUAAGCUGGUCGGCGUUCGCAGGCGGCGUCUCGCUCUCCGGCGCUGCCGUUUGUCCGCGGCCUGCUGCAGCUUGCACUUAGCUGGUCCGACCAAACUCCUCACAAGCCACCAUGCUGCGUUUGCUGCUGCUCUGCGCGUGCUUGGGAGCCCUGGAGGCCGCCGCCGUUGAGGUCCACGAAACCAGCAAGAGCACCGGCGGCAACUCCUCUCCAAUCAGUCUGCUGCUCGAGAACUCCAAGGCCAACGGAAUUCAGAUGUUCAUAGGGAACGUCGCCGUAGGGACGCCUCCCCAGGUCAUGUCGGCAGUCUUCGACACACAACACGCCCUCAGUUAUUUCCCGUCCAUCAAAUGCGAAGAUCCGGGAUGCAAGAUGCGCAAGCGGUAUGACUCAUCGAUAUCAUCUACCUACAAGGAGGACGGCACACCGUUCACCCUACCCGGCCAGAACAUCAGCGGAUUCCUGUCCACGGACUCGCUGCACGUAGCCGGCAACACCGUCGCCUCCCAGACGUUCGGCGAGGGGACCUCCGACAACAACACCUUUGACCAGAUGACACGGAAUGACGGCACGCUUGGCCUCGGCUUCGGUAACGACACCCUGCUGACGAGCAUGGUGAACCAGGGCCUCAUCCCGGAGCAGGUGUUCGGGCUCUGGCUGGGCCGCGACCCGCAGGGCGGCGAGCUCAGCCUCGGCGCCGUCAACAAGGACCUGUACAGCGGCGAGAUGACCUGGGCCAACAUUGUGAAUUCCGCUGCCUCCUGGACGGUGAUGGCGGAUAGCAUCGCGCUCGACGGCCACCCGGAGGCGGCGCUCUGCCCGGACGGCUGCAGCGUCAUCAUGGCCUCCACCACGCCCUACUUCAUGGUGUCCCUUGAGCGCGCGAAGGCGAUCAGCGACAUCCUGGGCGGCACAGCGGUGCCAAACACGCCCGGCUUCUACUUCUUGGACUGCGCCACGCUGAGCGGCCUGCCCACCAUGCAGAUAAAGAUCGGAGGGCGCAUGAUGGAGAUGACGCCGCAGCAGUACACGUUCGUCCUGACUUUUGGCGGCCAGCAGCUAUGCGCCUCCGGCUUCUUCGGCCUUCCGGCGCUUACUGACCAGUGGCUCUUCGGCACCCUCUUUAUGCAGCAGUUCUACACGGCCUACGACGUGGAGAAUGGGCGUGUUGGAUUUGCUGAUAGUGUCUAAGCCGGCUUGAGCCUAGUUCUGGUGAUGCCUGUUGACGGGGUGGUCGACUUGUUUCUCUCAGAAACAUCGGCGAGUUGCAUGCCUAGCCGAGCUUGUUAGCCGUCUGUAUCACUCGUGUGGUUCAUGUAACGCCGUCCGAAAAACUGUCAACGUGCGUCUCGCUGUUUUUGUCACUGGCUGUCCGAACGUCGGAGCAGUUGGACGUUAGAUGGCCCGACUGUGCGUUGCAUGAAAUUGACACAAAACUGCCUGCAAAAAGGAACAACAGGACGGAAAAUAAAGCAUGUGCGCAGAUGACCUAUGCUUGCACUCGCCUUCUUAUCUCAAUGCUCGUUGGAUAAGGAUGGAAUAUAUGUUAAACAAUG